This is a messenger RNA of Ipomoea triloba (trilobed morning glory), 1398 nucleotides long. RefSeq names its product aluminum-activated malate transporter 8-like. Gene Ontology annotation, cellular component: plant-type vacuole membrane. Lineage: Eukaryota; Viridiplantae; Streptophyta; Magnoliopsida; Solanales; Convolvulaceae. The record is from RefSeq and is a predicted model, not a curated record. Bases 1 to 1398 code for a protein of 465 amino acids. The transcript is spliced from 5 exons. Gene Ontology annotation, biological process: malate transport.
AUGAGGAUUGAUUCAUCAUUUGUUCAGGGGAAAAUGAAGGAUAAGAUGGUGGGGAUUGCCAAGAAUGUAGAGAAAAUUGGGAGGGACGACCCAAGAAGAAUCGUACAUUCAGCUAAAGUGGGAGUAGCUCUUACGCUCAACUCUUUGUUCUAUUAUUACAAUCCUCUCUAUGAAGGGUUUGGGCAAUAUGGAAUCUGGGCUCUUUUGACUGUCAUGGCCGUCUUUGAAUUCACUGUUGGUGCCACCUUAUCCAAAGGCCUGAAUAGGGCUUCUGCAACUCUCUUAGCCGCUGCCAUGGGUGUUGGAGCUAAGUAUUUGGGUGACCUUUCUGGCGACAAAGCCGAACCUGUCGUUCUUGGAAUCCUUGUUUACAUCCUAGCUGCUAUAUUAUCAUUCACCAGAUUUUUUCCCGGUAUCAAGACUAAGUAUGACUAUGGAGUUGUCAUAUUCAUCCUCACCUUCAGUAUGGUAGCCGUCUCCGGCUACCGGACGGAGCAGAUUAUACAGUUUGCUCAUCAACGGCUGUCCACGGUGGCCAUCGGUGGCGUGACAUGCUUACUCAUUUCCGUGCUUGUAUGCCCUGCAUGGGCCGGAGAAGAUCUUCAGGACCUCAUUGCUGCAAAUAUUGAAAACCUUGGAAAAUCCUUAGAAGGGUUUGGAAGUGCAUAUUUUAGGGUUCUUGAAGGUGAAGGAGGUGGCAUGGAGGCAUUCCUUCAAGACUAUAAAUCUGCAUUCAAUUCUAAAGCCACUGAAGAUUCUUUGGCAGUUUUUGCAUGGUGGGAAUUUGGUCAUGGAAAGUUCACGUUUGGUCAUCCAUGGGAGGAAUACUUGAAAGUUGGAGGUCUUACCAGGGAAUGUGCUUCCCAUCUUCAAGCUCUCAGCAGCUACUUCAACACUACAGACGAUGAUGAGGCCACAUUAUUAACUUUUAAGAGCAAAAUUGAAGAGCCAUGCACAAGAAUGUGCUUCCAAUCCACCCACGCUUUGAAAGCUAUAUCAUUAACCAUCAAAACCAUGGAACAUCCGUCCCCGGCAAUCCAAGACCACCUACGAAACUCCCGAGCCGCCAUUAAUGAUCUCAAAGUCCUGAUUCGAAGCUCGUCAUUGUCGACGGAGCUGCUCUUCCAGAUCAUACCUUGCGCUGCCGUUACGUCUAUACUGAUCCACAUCGUUGAUUGCGUCGAUAAGAUCUCCAAAUCCGUCGAGGAUCUGUCGGAAAAAGCGGGUUUCAAGAAACCAAAGGAGAAAUCUCCCUCGCCGGCGCCGGAAGAGCAGCAGGAACCGCCGCAACAACAGUUGCUCCACAGCGGAACUAUAAGACCCGUUAGUGAAGAGAACAAGGUUGAAGUGGUGGCUAUUACCAUAGAUUAUACGCAUCAUCAAAAUUACGUGGAAUAA